Leptopilina boulardi is the source of this 1769-nucleotide messenger RNA. RefSeq names its product facilitated trehalose transporter Tret1-like. The transcript has 2 exons. Gene Ontology annotation, biological process: transmembrane transport. The coding region runs from base 198 to 1697 and encodes 499 amino acids. The record is from RefSeq and is a predicted model, not a curated record. Gene Ontology annotation, cellular component: membrane. NCBI's taxonomy places the organism in Eukaryota, Metazoa, Arthropoda, Insecta, Hymenoptera, Figitidae. Gene Ontology annotation, molecular function: transmembrane transporter activity.
UCAUAAUUCUUAAAUACCAAGAAACCUACAAACGUAAAUAGUAUAGUAAACGUUAUCUCUAACUUGAAGUUCAUAUAGUUAUUUCACUAUUAACACUUUCAUAGAAAGAAAAACGAGUAUACAAUAAAUGCAGUUUAUUUACUUUAUAUUAGUACUCAUAGAAUUUUAAAAAAAAGUUCCAAAGAAAUGAAUCGAGAAUGAAAAUUUUGUUUUUUCAAAAUUGUUUUUCAAAUUUUGGCAGAAGAUUUAAUAAUGGAAAAGUUAACGAACAAUCACAAAGUGAAGGAAGUCAAACUCAACAGUAUCUUGCAGCAGUUUGUGCAUGUACAACUCUGGCGGCUUGUGCAUCCUAUCAUGCAUGGUCAUCGCCAGCUAUACCUCACUUGACAAGCAAAAAAUUCAAAUUUUCUGUAACUGAUAAACAAAUUGUUUGGAUAGUUUCAUUAUACAAUAUUGGCGAUAUUUUUGGAGCACUUUUAAAUCCAUUAUUUAUUGAUCGUAUUGGACGGAAAAAUACUUUAUUUCUUCUAUCUCUACCAAGCUUAAUUGGAUGGGGUCUAAUUAUUUUUGCUCAAAACAAUAUUUACUUCUAUAUUGCAAGAUUUUUAGGUGGAAUUAGUCAAGCAAGUGCUUUCAAUUCUUUAUCAAUCUACUUGACAGAAAUUUCCGAAAACAAUAUCAGAGGAAUUCUAGUGAAUAUGAUGCAAGUAUCAUUCUAUAUUGGCCUUUUUAUCUUCACAACAAUUGGAGCCUUUGCAUCAUAUGAAAUUUUAAACUAUUCUUCUGUCUCACUAUUAAUUAUUUUUCUUGUGAUACUUCCAUUCUUGCCAGAAACGCCCUAUUUUUAUCUUUUAAAAGGCAAAAAAGAUGAUGCUAUGAAGUGCUUAAUGAAAUUAAGGGGAAUAAGUUCAUCAGACAAAUUAGAACCUGAAAUACGUGAAAUGAAAUUGGUAAUUGAAGAAGAUAAAAAAAAUACAAAAACAUAUGCAUUCUUGGAAUUAUUCACAAAAAGUUACAAUCGAAAAGGAUUGUUAAUCAUGUUUUUUAUGAGAACAACAAUGAUGUUCUCAGGUAUUAUUUGUAUAAUAGCUUAUGCUGAGGAUAUUCUCAGUCAAAAUAAUCUUUCACUUAAACCAGGUAUUCAAGUAAUGAUUUUAAAUGGAAUAGCAUUGCCAGCAUCUUUAUGUACUGGUUUAUUUAUUGACAAAAUUAACAGAAGAAUAUUGUUUUCUGCAACUUCUAUGUUGGGUUCAUUUUGCUUAGGUAGUGUCGGUCUCUUUUUCUUUCUCAAGUAUUAUCUUAUGACAGAAACUUCUUCAAUUGCAUGGUUACCAGUUGUAGCAUUAACAUUAUUUCAAAUAGUUUUUAUUUCUGGAUUUGGAAUAAUUCCCCAUAUUUCCAUUGGUGAACUUUUUUCAAUAAAAGUGAAAAGCAGUGCAGCUUGCUUGGGUAGAAUUCUCGUAUCCAUUAUUAAUUUUGCUACUACUGCCGGAUAUAAACCAUUAAACAAUAGUUUUGGAAUCUACACGACAUUUUGGAUUUUUGCUUCUCUUACUUUUGUUGGAUCUUUGGUGACUUAUUGGAUCACACCAAAUACAACAGGAAUGACAUUGGAGGAAAUUCAAGCUAUGCAAAAUCCAGAACUAGAGAAUAAGCUUAAUUUAGAACGCAAAUCCAGAAGAAAUGAAAAUAUUUAAAAAUUCUUCAUUUUCUGUAGAAUGGUAUAUAAAAAAAUUUUGCUAAAUAAAUUAUAUAAGUUGGUAAGUUAA